GAAGGAAGCAAUUGAAGAAGAAGAAGAUAACCAAUCUCAAGUUUCUGAAGGCAAAAUAACUAUGGAUCAAGCUAUGGAAUCGAUUGAAAGGCUCCAAUUUUUUCUAAUGCAAGAAGAAAGAGGAGUGAGAAUUAAAGAAAGAAAUUUUUAUGUCAAUGGCUCAAACAGAAAUUGA
Molecule: messenger RNA, 175 nt
Organism: Entrophospora candida
Lineage: Eukaryota; Fungi; Glomeromycota; Glomeromycetes; Entrophosporales; Entrophosporaceae
Source: the annotation of a GenBank genome assembly